Messenger RNA from Vicia villosa (hairy vetch), 1551 nucleotides. Its product is annotated as F-box/kelch-repeat protein At3g23880-like. Gene Ontology annotation, molecular function: protein binding. Lineage: Eukaryota; Viridiplantae; Streptophyta; Magnoliopsida; Fabales; Fabaceae. The transcript is spliced from 2 exons. The record is from RefSeq and is a predicted model, not a curated record. The coding region runs from base 79 to 1314 and encodes 411 amino acids.
UAGUAAGUAGUAAACGAGAAAGGCACACACAAAUAGGGUUACAUAGGAUUCGGUUUCAAUUCAGCAGCUGGGAUCUGCAUGAUGAAUCCCUCUGAAGGCAAGUCACAGAAAUUCAACCACAAACUAAUGAAUCCCUGUGAAGGCAAGUCACGGAAAUCCAACGGUUCGGUGGAAUUCCUCCCUGAAGAACUCAUCACAGAAGUUCUAUCAUACCUUCCAGUCAAAUCUUUAAUGCAACUUAGAUGCGUGUGCAAAACAUGGAACACCCUCAUCUCUCAUCCCAAAUUCAUCAAACAACACCUUCAACAAUCCAAAAAGAAAACUCAAAUCCUGUGCAUGUUUCGUGAUUUUUCUAUCUUACCCUUCCCCCUCGAUACUUUACUAAACAAUCCUUCCAUAAUCAAAUCCACCAAAUAUUACUUCCCAUCCAACCCCGACUACCACUACCGAUUCGUUGGUUCCUGUAAUGGAUUGUUCUGUUUCUUUCUUACUGAAUUAAGCAAACCAAAUACCUGCUUUCAGUUAUGGAACCCAGCCACCAACACAUUGUCUAACAAAUUUGGUCAUCGUAUUUCUAAAUAUGAUCCUGAUAUUGACAUUUCUCUAUUUUCAUUUGGUUAUGAUAAUUCAACAGAUACUUAUAAUACUGUGUGUUUCCAUCAAGACCAGUUUGAAAUAUUUAGUUCCCGCAGUAAUUUUCGGAAAAUAAUUCCAGUUCUUGGCAUGUCAUUGUCUCCCUUAAUUCACUCGGAUCCUAUUCCCUAUAAACACAAGUUUUUCAGUGAUGCUGUGUAUUUGAAUGGCACUAUUAACUUGUUGGCCCGAACCCGAGUUAUUGCUAUAAAAAUUGUGAUUAUCUCCCUCAAUCUGGGCACCUACACCUACAGCACGUUCCUUCCUCCUCAAGAUUUUGUUGCAGCACGUCAUUUGCCAACUAUUCAUGUGAUGGAAGGCUCUCUCUAUUUUAGUCACUAUAUCCAAAAAUCCCAUUUUAUUAUAUGGAAGAUGACGGAAUUUGGAAAUGAAAACUCUUGGACUCAAUUUCUUAAAAUAAGCCCUAUGGAUCUGAAUAUUCAUAUGGAACAUAAAUAUUUUCUGGCUCCAUUGUGCCUUUAUGAGAGUGGCAUCGCACUGGUACUCAGGGGAGAGGAUGUCCGAUUGCAAGUGACUGUCUACAAUUGGAGUGAAAAUAGAAUAAAAAAAACUAGAAUGCUCAUGCGAACGAAGUGGAUGUUUAACCAAAAUUAUGUUGAAAGCUUGGUUCCCACAAGUUGUGUAAGUUCCUCUGAAAGCAGCUUGGUUUCUGAGAGUUGAUAGCCACAACUCAACUUCAAGCAUUAUUGAUGGUCGCUUGCUGAUGGUGGAAGGAAAGAAUGGGAGAAAUAGCCUUAUUAGAACUAUAUUUUCUUUAGUUUUCUUACAAUAAUUUUUAUUUAUUUAUUUAUAUCUCUUUGAAAACAUUGGCAUGAAUUUCUGCUCUAUAGUGUUUAUGUCUUAUUAGAACUAUAUUUUCUUUAGUUUUCUUACUAUUUUUUUUUUAAUUUAUUUAUA